AUGAAAGGCACGCCAAGUUUAAAUUACGCUCCCUGGCUUAAGAACCUUCAUCCCCCAUUGCCCCGGACUCCUCGGCAGUCGCAACAACUCCUCAAUGCCCUCACAUCCUCCUUUCGACGUCAACUUGAUCGCGAAUAUCCAUCCAACCGUACCCCUACUCUCGAUAAAGAUGAGGUCUCUGAGGAUCAUCCGCCGAAGAAUCCCGAGUCCUCCAGCUAUGCGACGGAUAAACAUCUCCAAUCAAUCUUAGACAAUCCGCUGUUCCGAGUGAAACCCCGCAAGGAGGUCAAGGCCAAGGAUCCGAGUCAAGACGCAAGACUGGCAAAAGAGCCCAUGGUGGUAUUCGAAGAGUUGGCGGCCGCAGGCAAUGUCACUUCCGCUGCUUUGAGCAAUUGCCUGGUGUCUCAGUUACUCCUCCUGAGUGGCAAGAAGUCGGGCGAUGACUUUGUCAAGGCAAUGAGGGAUUCCAGGACCGCAUCAAGAAUUGCCAGUUGGUGGUCUGCCUCCGACCCGCAGUCUCGACGAUUAUUGUUCCUUCCGCAAAUAACACCUCUCAUUACCAAGUUUCUGGUGGCCGAAAAUAUGCAGAACGUAGCUUCGAAUUGGUUAAAGUUGCUAGCACAGCAGGACGCCCUUGGAGGCGAGGUGUUCCGACUCAAAAAGAAAGACGCGCGGAUAUGGUUCGGUGGGCUUCUGAACGACCUCGUGCUUGCUGAGGCUCGGUACGGGGGUGGAAUAGAGUCCGCAAUGCGACUUUACGUUUCCGCCGGUAGCAUCACAACUCUUGAUCAGACUUCGAUAAUCGAUGACGAGUUCUGGAAGGCAACCCUCCUUUCUGCUGGAGGCCAUCUGGGUCAACAAAUCAUACAGAAUGAACCGGAACAUGCCGGUGGCGUGGAGCCAAACCUCUAUGAGAACUAUGUACACAUCAUCAACACCGUGGCUGCCAAUUCGUUGCUUCAUGCCUGUAUGUGUAUGCAUCAUCCCACGCAGCCGGAUGGUAGGCCCUACGUCCUCUAUGUUCAAGCGCUCCCACAGGAUCGGACCGCGUCAUGGUCCAAGGUUAGAAGGGAGCAUUUCAUGCGUGCUGGCUUCACAGCCCUUCGCAUCCUGCUUGAUCAAAAUAGGACUGUGCAUGCUACUUGGCUGGCAAAGUACAUGCAGAAGACGAUAUCACAGCAUCUCGAC
This is a messenger RNA of Aspergillus uvarum CBS 121591, 1188 nucleotides long. RefSeq lists its product as uncharacterized. The record is from RefSeq and is a predicted model, not a curated record. Lineage: Eukaryota; Fungi; Ascomycota; Eurotiomycetes; Eurotiales; Aspergillaceae. The annotation marks the transcript as partial. The transcript has a single exon.